Messenger RNA from Trametes versicolor FP-101664 SS1, 348 nucleotides. RefSeq lists its product as uncharacterized. The annotation marks the transcript as partial. The transcript has a single exon. NCBI's taxonomy places the organism in Eukaryota, Fungi, Basidiomycota, Agaricomycetes, Polyporales, Polyporaceae. The record is from RefSeq and is a predicted model, not a curated record.
GAGGAGUUGGAGGAGCGAGCGAUGUCGUACGACGUCGUCUGUAGCUACAUAUGCCACAUCAUCAAGAGAUUCAAGACGUCACAUCCGAAACACGUCGAGAGCAUCCGGAAGCUCAAGAUGCUGCUUCCGAAGCUGCACAUGCACGCACACAAGGAGCUCUGUCAGGUGGUCUAUGCGUUCUGCUAUGCGCGAGGCUUCGGCCUGGCCCAUGGGGAAGGCGUCGAGACGCCAUGGGCGGAACUGAACGCUGCUGGUCUGUCCACCCGCGAGAUGACUGCCGGUGCGCGACACGAUGCGUUGGAGUCUCUGUUCAACUAUUGGAACUGGCGGAAGACACAGCAAAUGGGU